This is a messenger RNA of Antechinus flavipes (yellow-footed antechinus), 863 nucleotides long. Its product is annotated as anionic trypsin-like. The coding region runs from base 1 to 786 and encodes 261 amino acids. Gene Ontology annotation, biological process: proteolysis. NCBI's taxonomy places the organism in Eukaryota, Metazoa, Chordata, Mammalia, Dasyuromorphia, Dasyuridae. The transcript has 5 exons. Gene Ontology annotation, molecular function: serine-type endopeptidase activity. The record is from RefSeq and is a predicted model, not a curated record.
AUGAGGUUCCUACUUAUCCUGUCCUUCAUAGGAGCAGCUGAGCUCAAUUUGUUGUCUGUUUCUUUUUCCACUUUUUCCACCGAAGCUGCUUUCUCCAAUGAUGAUGACAAGAUUGUUGGGGGCAAAACAUGCCAGGAGGCAUCUGUCCCUUACCAGGCAUCCCUGAAUGUUGGCUAUCACUUCUGUGGUGGCUCUCUCAUUAAUGAACAGUGGGUGGUGUCUGCUGCUCACUGCUACCAAUCUCGCAUCCAAGUGAGACUGGGAGAACACAACAUUGAAGCCAAUGAAGGAAACGAACAGUUUAUUGACUCAGAAAAGGUCAUCCGCCAUCCUGGCUACAGCUAUUGGACCCUGGAUAAUGAUAUCAUGCUGAUCAAGUUGAAAACUCCCGCCAUCCUGAAUGAUCAUGUGAAUACCAUCUCCCUGCCCACAGCCUGUGCCCCUGCAGGCACUGAGUGCCUUAUUUCUGGUUGGGGCAAUACUCUGAGCUCUGGUGUCAACUACCCUGACCUGCUUCAGUGUUUGAAUGCCCCUCUUCUGUCUGAUGCUGAAUGCAAGGCCUCUUACCCUGGAGAGAUCACUAGCAGCAUGGUCUGUGCCGGCUUCCUAGAGGGUGGCAAGGAUUCCUGCCAGGGUGACUCAGGUGGCCCCGUGGCCUGUAAUGGAGAGCUCCAGGGUAUUGUCUCCUGGGGAUAUGGCUGUGCUCAGAAAGACAGGCCUGGGGUCUACACCAAGGUCUGCAAGUUUGUGGACUGGAUCCAGGAAACUAUUGCUGCCAAUAGCUAAAUCCCUCCUUACUCCCCAACUCUUGUUCUGGAUUGUUGACAACAUAUUAAUAAAGUGACAGUCCUUUUGUUGCCUAA